GCCAGACACAGUGACUCUUGGAAUAGAAGGCUUGGGAGCAAGGACUCUUGAGUGACACUUUUGAUCAUCAUAGCAAUUGACUUCUCCUUUGCUUAGUGAUUCAUUAUGUCAAAGGCUAAAAGAGGCCGGGCGUUGAUCAUCGCCAUGACCGAAUUCCACAAUCACUCUGAGUGCAGCAGGGACAUGUUGGAACCACGCAAGGGGGUAAAACGUGACACAGACCGGCUCUUCAGGGCCCUUUCCCUGCUUGGCUACAAUGUUUCCCUUCACCUGGAUGUGAGUGCCAGAGAAAUCAGAGAAAUCUACCAGAACGAAUCUAGGUUUGUGCAAGGAGAAUGUUUUAUCAGCAUUUUGUCAAGUCAUGGCCAGGAAGGGCUGAUUUAUGACUUCUAUGGUGAGCCUGUUUAUCUGAGGGAUUUGUAUGAUUCCCUUUCUCCAAAAAACUGCCCUGCAUUGGCUGGAAUACCCAAGCUAUUCUUCAUACAGGCUUGCCGAGGAAAGGAGAUAGAUGAAGGAGUGGUACUGGAGACAGACUCUGCCGAUUGUGAGGCCGACACUUUUUGUCACAGCUGGAAUCUCCCAAGUGACACGGUUGUAAUGUUUGCAACCAGUGAGGGGUACGUGGCUUUUCAGAAUCCUGCUGGCUCAUUCUUCCUACAAACGUUAUGUGACAUUAUCGAGGGGGAGGAACGCGAGCUUGCACUAAAUCAAAUCUUCACACUCAUUUCCUACCAUACAGCCUACAAUUUCCAAAGCCGUGGCACAUAUGCAGGCUACAAAGAGAUGCCAUGCUUCAUAACCAACCUUACCAAGGAGCUGAGGCCAUUCAGACAGUUAGAAAAUACUUUCUGAACACCUUCCACACACAAUGCUGCGAUUUUCAUUUAACUCUUAGAAACCCAAGCAUCAUGUUCCUAAUGUUGUGGUUUCAAUAAUUCUAGUUCCCCUUCAGUACAGCUUUCACUAAACAAGUAUAAGCAGGGCUAACUUCAUAUAAAACUGUUUGUAUAACUACACCUCAGUCCAAAAUCCUUUCAGGCAGAAGAGGGCACGUUAAAAUCAAUUUAUUUGUAUGGUGUUUUUUUGUUUUUGU
This is a messenger RNA of Pelobates fuscus (common spadefoot toad), 1093 nucleotides long. Its product is annotated as caspase-7-like. Gene Ontology annotation, molecular function: cysteine-type endopeptidase activity. The transcript has 5 exons. The coding region runs from base 106 to 852 and encodes 248 amino acids. Gene Ontology annotation, biological process: proteolysis. The record is from RefSeq and is a predicted model, not a curated record. NCBI's taxonomy places the organism in Eukaryota, Metazoa, Chordata, Amphibia, Anura, Pelobatidae.